Sesamum indicum (sesame) is the source of this 1832-nucleotide messenger RNA. RefSeq names its product transcription factor NIGTH1. Gene Ontology annotation, biological process: regulation of DNA-templated transcription. Lineage: Eukaryota; Viridiplantae; Streptophyta; Magnoliopsida; Lamiales; Pedaliaceae. Gene Ontology annotation, molecular function: DNA binding; DNA-binding transcription factor activity. The record is from RefSeq and is a predicted model, not a curated record.
ACCCCCCCUGGUUCAUUUAUGUCAGAGACCAAGUGAUUCCUUCCCUCAGGACACUAUUAAAUACAGCUGCCUGCCUUUGCUCUUUGCAACAAAUUCAUUCCCGUGCCUUGUCUUUUUGGCCCCAUUUGCCUUCUUUUCUCUCCAGAACUUCCCUUUAUUCUCCCUCGACGAACACAACCCUGAAAGCAAGACCAGUUUCCCCCUCUAUCCUUAUCGUGUUCACAAACAUCCCUUAAUUCCCUUUUCAGUUUCCGGUGACCAGCUUCUUGGCUUGAUCAAUCUCUUACAGAUAUAACUAGUUUUAGUGUCAACUAUAUGUUUACAGAAUCAACAUAGGAAUUGAGAAAUAGAGAAUUUAUGUUACUCAGAAAAUGAUAACAUCGGCUGAUAAUAUCCAUCCCAUGCAAUUAAAUUCUUGUGGAGAGCAGAAAACUGAAGGAACCCAAAAGCUCCAAGACUUUGUUGCUCGUCUUGAAGAAGAAAGGUUCAAGAUUGACGCUUUCAAGCGCGAGCUUCCUCUUUGUGUCCAACUUCUCGCCUAUGCUGUGGAGGCGUCAAGGCAAGAGCUGAAAUCACAGAGGACAAACCAAUUAGAGGCAAGGCCCGUACUGGAAGAAUUCAUUCCUCUUAAAGACACAAGUUGGCCAGAAGUGAAAGAGAAUGCGGCGGGGAAGGCAUCGGCAGAUAAAGCUAACUGGAUGACUUCUGCACAACUAUGGAAUCAAGAGACUGAAGGAAAAUAUUCUCCCAUAGAAACUGACACCGAGCUGGCUUUGACUGUCAAGCAGGGAAUCAGUGCAGCAGGAGGCUUUCUUCCUUCUCCACAGAAAUCAGAUAGAAACUCCUCAUCGUGUGGGGCAGCAUUUCCAGAAUUAGCACUUUCCUCAUCCCAUAAAGAGGAGACAGUAAACACCAGGAAUUCACUAGAAACAAUUUCCAGGAGUGAAAACUCUGGUGAGUUUGGCAAUAGUUCAGUUGCUGAGAAAGAGAGAGUUCGUGGGACUGCAACCACAACUCAAACUCACAGAAAGCCGAGGAGAUGUUGGUCGCCCGACUUGCACAGGCGUUUUGUCCAUGCUCUUCACAUGCUGGGUGGUUCCCAAGUGGCUACUCCAAAACAAAUUAGAGAACUGAUGAAGGUUGACGGUUUGACAAAUGAUGAAGUUAAAAGCCAUUUGCAGAAAUACAGACUUCAUACAAGAAGCCUAAGUCCAAGCCCGCAAGCGGCAAUGGGUGGGGCGCCAAAACUGGUAGUCCUAGGAGGCAUAUGGGUCCCACCAGAAUACGCAGCUGCAGCGGCCCACACCCCCUUGUACGGAGCACACACCGCCACCAAUACUCAAAUAUUACCUUCUUUCUGUUCCGCCGCACCAUCAGUGCCACAAGAAAUCUAUCACGCAGUAGCAACACCACACCCGCCGCCCCCUAGGAACCAACUGCACCACCACGCCGUCCACCUCCACCAGUUCCAUGUCUAGACAGAUAUAGCUCCCUGGAUCAUAUAUCCAAUGUGGCGCCGGCGAUCCAUCGGAGAGGAGCAGCAGCAGGAAGGCUACGUGGAGAUACAGAAUGGAAGUUGAAGAAAGCAAUGCAACAAUUAAUGUCGUCAGCCGCAAUUGUCACAAGAUUAGUUACUUGGCUGCAAGAUCAAAUGGUAGGCACAGGUUCCAUUUGUUUAAGUCGAACAGUGUGCAUAAUGCGAUUAUUUGCUUUUGAUGUCGAAUUGGAUAUUAGAAAAUGAUGAAUUUAUUAUCUAAUACUGUUGUAAUUGAUAAAGCUUGCAAAUAAGAGGACGCCAUGCAUUUUAUUAUAAGAACAAGUGAAUCUUUUAU